GUCCGACGCAGGAGCUCUGACCUGAUCCCUGGACAACCAAGCAAGUGUGGGUUCUUAUAUCUCUCCUCCUCCAUCUGAUAUCAGGAUACAUACAUCCUUGCAAAACAGCUGUAUCUCAUCCAAUCAUGCCUUCGCGCACAAGAUCCGCUGCCGUCGUGGCAACCGCCCUCUCUUUGCUCUCAUUUUCUUCAGCACUCCCAAAGCCACAAGCCACCGAUCCUGCUCAAGGAGACUACCUGGCUGCCUGCAUUGCGGCAACUUCAUCUGACCAAACCGACAUCUGCAACCCCGAUUCCAUUGCGGCUAUUCAAUACUGCGUCGUUUCAACAGCCCCGCCUGGAUCUGUUGCAGCCGUGAUCGGUGCGAUGGUCACAUACUGCGCGGAGCAGCGGGAGCCAGCAAAAUACAACACUUCUAGCACUGCGGUAGCUUGGAGUAACUCGACAAGAACCACAACUUCCUACACAACCACUAGCUCUCCUGCACCUCAAUGGAUUCAAUGGUCUAAUUCGAGCACCACCACCACGAAGCCAAACCCCACGUCUACUCCUUCUCAGUGGGCCGACUGGUCGAGUACGACCUCGAGCACAACAAUUUCUCCUUCUCCUCAAUGGAUUCAGUGGUCAAAUGCAACCAGCACGAAUUCGACUUCGGAAUGGAUUGACUGGAAUACUGCGAGCCCCAGCGUGACGACUAGUACUCCGGCAGCGGAGACAUGGUCUGACUGGACAGUUUCGACUUCAGACGAACCUGUCCCUCCUCAGGCCACGAGCUCCACGUGGGAAGACUGGAGUUCCACCACUCCGUCCGUGGCAGCCACCGAAGCUCCAUCGUCAACUUGGGCAGACUGGACGAGUAUGCCUACUCUUCCUUCAGCUUCAUCGAGCUCUACACUUACCAAGACAUGGACCUUUGGUGCGACUUCGUCUGUUUCCGUGGGCAUCUCGAGCAGCACACCAGAUACACCUAUGGCAUCUACUUUUGUUGGUGCUGCGAACAGACUUGGAUCGCCCGCUAGUAUGUUUCUUGCAGCCGCGGUUGCUCUUUUGCCUGUGCUCUAAAACAAGAGCGAAUGAGACCGGCCAAAGGUGUCCAACCCAAUGCAUCAUUUCAUUAUCAACGGGGGUGGGCAGAUUGGGGAACACGGAAAGGGCGAAAGAUUCUUCGGCACUUCAUUAUACGUCAGUGAUUUCGGCAGUUCUUCCACGACGACAUUUGGUUUAUGACUUACGACUUACUAAUGCUCGAUUGGCAUUUUCGAUUGUUCGACACGCACAUAAUAAAUACCCCAUUGGAUUUUCGGAUGGUACAAGGAUGAGAAUACGACAGCAACAAGGCACUGCAACUGAAGAUUUUGGACAUAGCAUGAAGCUGGAUAAGUGUGCAAGGACUGAACGGUACAAAUAUAUAGCACACAACUACUUGAUAAGGCAUGAUAUAGGCAACUGGCUUGGCAGUAAAUAGAUGAAUAAAGAGGACCUAUUACUUACACAAUA
Cladophialophora immunda is the source of this 1496-nucleotide messenger RNA. RefSeq lists its product as uncharacterized. The coding region runs from base 126 to 1061 and encodes 311 amino acids. NCBI's taxonomy places the organism in Eukaryota, Fungi, Ascomycota, Eurotiomycetes, Chaetothyriales, Herpotrichiellaceae. The record is from RefSeq and is a predicted model, not a curated record. The transcript has a single exon.